UCAGCCGGGAGGGGCGCGGCGCCGCUGCGGCAGUGAACACAACGUCAAAGGCUGACGUACCGUGCCGGCCGCCGGCGCCGAGGGAGAGCGAGAGCGAGCGGCGAGCGCGAGGAGCCCGGCCACCGCCAUGGCGCGCUGCUGCUGCUGCUUCGGCCUGCGCACGGGCACCAUCCUGAUCGGCGUCAUCUUCCUGCUUGUUGACCUGGCCGCGCUCGUGUGGUCGGUGCUCAACGCGGUCAAGCACGACUUCCGGCUAUGGCCGCGCGACGUGCUUGAUCACUUCACACCAAAAACGCUCGAGAUCGCGACGUGGGUGACGCUGGCAGUGUCCGCCUUCAGCGUGCUCUGCGACCUGUUGCUCAUCUUCGCGGCGGCGCGCCGCACGCGCUGCGGCCAGAUCUGCUGGCUGCUGUGGAACGGCCUGCUCCUGACGUUGUUGACGCUGGCGCUGCUGGUUGGGCUCGGCAUCUCCAUCUGGCUGCUGGUCGACAAGUCAGCCGCCGAAAAGCUGGGCAUAGACGAUGACAUCUUCACCAAGCUGACCCGCCAGAUAACCAUGACCGAGGAAGAGCGCGAGAAGCAGCGGCGCUACCUGUACAUCAGUCUCAUAGUGGGCCACGUGGUCGGACUCAUCAUCAUGUCCAUCGUGUGGGGCUGGUACGGAGCUGUCGACCGCAACCAGCGUCGGCUGCGGCACACCACCGUCAUCGUGAAGACCCAGCACGUGCACACCAGCCGACUGUAGGCCGCGCGAAGCGGCCGCGCGAUUCGACGGCGAGCGCGCCGCCUCGCGAGGCGAGGCGAGGCGAGGCGCCACAGGCGAGCGGCCGCGCCGCU
Pollicipes pollicipes is the source of this 837-nucleotide messenger RNA. RefSeq lists its product as uncharacterized. The record is from RefSeq and is a predicted model, not a curated record. Bases 128 to 745 code for a protein of 205 amino acids. NCBI's taxonomy places the organism in Eukaryota, Metazoa, Arthropoda, Thecostraca, Pollicipedomorpha, Pollicipedidae. The transcript has 2 exons.